AUCAACAUAUCGAGUGCCGGGGUGUCUAGGCCUCUACCUUAUCAGUGCUCUAGACACACGUGUCGUCCCGGCACGCCGUAACAUUCGCGUCGACAUGAUUUAACCCUAAAAAGACUGCCGAAGAAACCAUUGUGCCAGGAACACCGGAGGAGGCCGAGGAGGUCAGUCAAGGUAGCUGACAGUCUCCACGCCACUCGAGCCUCACGUCAGAAUGGCUUCGACGCUGCUGCUGCUGGUCGGGGCGAUGACUACCGUCACCGCCGCCCCCCAGCACGCCCCACGCGUCCCUGGACAUGCCCUCCGAGUUCCCCAGCACGUCCCCAGACACCUGCCCCGUCAUGCCCACCGGUAUGCUCACUUGCACGCCUCCGAGCGCGCCCCCUGGCACGUCAACCGACACGUCUCUCAGCACGCCCCCCGAGCCUCCCUGGAGGACGUCCGCUUCCUGCUGUGGACCAGGAAAAACCCAGGUGACGACGCGUAUCAAACGGUGAAGGAAGGCGACCUCACCACCCUGGGUCAUUUCAACGGCAAUGACCCAACUGUGGUGGUGGUGCACGGCUUCGGCGACCACGGCAACGAGGGCUGGCCGGUGACAGGCAAGACAGAGCUGCUGAAGCUGGGCUCGUACAACGUGAUCUCGGUGGAGUGGAGCAAGCUGGCCGUGUCGCCCUGGUACCCGACAGCUGUGAAUUAUGUUCCAAAGGUGGGGAUCCUCACUGCACGCCUGCUGGACUGGCUGCACGAGGCGGCGGGGAUGCAGGCGGCGGGGGUGCAGGUCGUGGGACACUCCCUCGGGGCUCACGUGGCGGGCGCAGUUGGACAAAAUCUCAAAAACUUCCGCCUUCCUUUCAUCACAGGACUAGACCCUGCCGCCCCUGAGUUCAAUGAAGACCCGGAAUCGUCUCGCCUUGACAAGACCGACGCAGACUUCGUGCAGGUCAUCCACACCAAUGGCGGUGGUCUUCUUGACGGCUGCGUGGGACUCGCAUACAACAUCGGCCACGUGGACUUCUUCCCCAACGGCGGAAAGCACCAGCCGGGCUGCACCAUCGGAGGUAGCUGGAUAGACCUACUGACUGGCGGGUGCAGUCACGCCAAAUCACACAAGUACUGGAAAGAAAGCAUCAACGGCACGCCCACCUUCUUUUCUCGCCCCUGCAUCGAUUGGGACACUUACAUGAAGGGCACCUGUAAUACUUGUGGCCAGGGGUGCCUCGAGAUGGGCUUCCACGUGGACCGCAGGCUGGAGGGCACCUACUUCCUCGAAACCAACACGUACCCACCCUUCGCCAUGGGUGACGUCCUCCCCGCCCUAUGAGCCUCACUAUGGAGCUUGAAAGUGAAAUAUUUGAGUGUCUGACGCGCUGAUGUACUUGGCGAAGGAAGUGGAGCACACGGACGUAUCGGUGGGGCGCGGCGGCGGUAAUGUGAGGAGAGCGUGCUGUACUAUUUCACUGGUCAACAGGCAGAGUGAAAAGAUAAACAGCUAAGCCUUCCCGAAAUCGUUCCACUCCAGCACCAAGUAACACUGACCCAUGAGGCGUCAACGAGGCCAGUGUGGCGGCAAGUUUUAUUGUUAAUACAAGAGUGGUAGCGCUGAUUAGAGGCCAACACAGAAACUCAAUAAAAAAUAAAUGAAAGAAAACACAGAAACUCGAAUAAAAAAUAAAUGAAAGAAAACAUUAGUA
This is a messenger RNA of Scylla paramamosain (green mud crab), 1691 nucleotides long. RefSeq names its product pancreatic lipase-related protein 2-like. The coding region runs from base 212 to 1321 and encodes 369 amino acids. NCBI's taxonomy places the organism in Eukaryota, Metazoa, Arthropoda, Malacostraca, Decapoda, Portunidae. The transcript is spliced from 9 exons. Gene Ontology annotation, biological process: lipid catabolic process. Gene Ontology annotation, molecular function: lipase activity. The record is from RefSeq and is a predicted model, not a curated record.